UUAUGGUGGAUGACAGACGUGGCUCGGUCGGUUAAAUAUAUUAUGAUUUUUAUGUCUAAGUGAAAUUAUAUAUUUAAAAAUGUCGGAUGUAAUUGUACCGAAGGGUCAACCAGCUCCCGGGGAUCCCGAAAAAAAAGGUUGGCUGUUUAAAUGGACUAAUUACCUUAAGGGAUAUCAACGAAGAUGGUUCGUGUUGUCAAAUGGACUAUUAUCGUACUACAGAAAUCAAGCGGAAAUGGCACAUACAUGUCGUGGUACAAUAUCGUUACUAGGUGCAUUGAUCCAUACGGCUGAUUCAUGCACAUUCGUAAUCAGUAACGGUGGUACACAAACAUUCCACAUUCGGGCCCAUGAUGAAGUGGAGAGGCAGAGCUGGGUCACGGCACUGGAAUUGGCAAAGGCAAAAGCUAUCCGAGCACAAGAAUCAGAUGAUGAUGAUGAUCAAAUGUCAGAUGGGCAAGUAGCAGUUGGUGGUGGUGAAGGAGGUGAAUCUGAGGAUGCUGGUGGAAUAGCUAGAGAAUUAGCCGCCCGUUUCCAUGACUUGAGGACAUGUUCUGAACUUGUAGCGAGGCAUGGCACAGCCUUACAAAGGUCUUUAGUUGACUUAGAAGUUCCGCCCACUGACACAACUAAACAAGUCUCGGAGAGAGCAACAUUGUUUAGAAUAUCAUGUAAUGCUAUGAUGAAUGCAUGUUCGGAGUUUAUGAGUGCAGCUGCCGCGUCGAGCGCGCGAAUGAGUCGUGCACUGCAGCACGAAAGGGAACAGAAGAUGCGGCUGCAGGAAAUCGUAGAGCAGUUGGCGAGGCAGCACGACAACUUGGAGAAGACGGUUACAGCAAGGAGCACCCCUCACACAGGUGGUAACAGUACAGGACAGGGUAACGAAACAGAGGAUGAGGACCAUGAGUUCUUUGAUGCAGUUGAAGAGGGGGUCAGCACUGCUAUGGACGAUAAGACAUCGUUUGUAAUCAAAGUGCCUGUAAAUAGGAAAAAUAAAGUUAAAAGCGGAGAGAGUUCUGACGAAUCUGAAGGUGAAACGGUGACGGAAACACAACAGGUAAUAUUUGUAGAAGACAAAGGUCGCGUGGAGAACAACAUGGGCGGUACAGAAGUGAAUGUUGAUAAUACUACAGAGAAACAACUGGACAACAAAGAACAGACUGUUAAAGUAUGGCCGCAUGUCUCGGAGGUGACGGUGAGCAUGGUGGACAGUCACCCGCGCCGAGUGCGCGUCCCCGACAAACCUAACUACCCUUUAAGUUUAUGGUCUAUCAUGAAGAAUUGUAUAGGUAAGGAUCUAUCGAAGAUCCCAAUUCCUGUGAACUUCAGCGAACCGCUGUCGAUGCUGCAGCGGCUGACGGAGGACUACGAAUACUCCAGCAUCCUUGACCAGGCCGCCACCUUCUCAGACCCUGCGCAACAGCUCGCCUACGUCGCUGCCUUCACCGUCUCAUCCUUCUCCACUACUUCUAACAGGACAAACAAACCGUUCAAUCCUCUGCUGGGUGAGACUUACGAGUGUGACAGGAUGUCUGACCUCGGCUGGCGCUGCAUCUCUGAACAAGUGUCGCACCACCCGCCGAUGGUGGCGCAGUUCUGCGAGGGCGCAGCGGGCUGGCAGUGCUGGCAGGAGUUCACCAUGACCACCAAGUUCCGCGGCAAGUACCUGCAGGUCAUCCCGCUGGGCGGCGCCUCCGCGCUCUUCCCGCACUCCGGCAACAAGUACACCUGGAGGAAGGUAACGACGACGGUACACAAUAUAAUAGUGGGUAAGCUGUGGAUGGACCACCACGGGGACAUGGACAUCGUGGGCGAGGCAGGCGCGGCGGCGGGCUACGUGGCGCACCUCAAGUACCACGCGUACGGCUACUUCAGCAAGGACACGCAGCGCAAGGUCACCGGCGUCAUCAAGGACCCCCAGGGAGUGCCGCGCUACGUGCUGCAAGGGCACUGGGACAGCCGCGUGGAGGUGGCGGCGGUGACCAGCGCCUCCGCAGACAACACCGUCUGCAAGACCGGCAAGUUCCUGCUGGCCUGGCAGCGGGCGCCCGCGCCGCCGGACUCCGACAAAUGGUACAACUUCACUGUGCUGGCGGCGCAGCUGAACGAGCCGGAGGAGGGCGUGGCGCCGACGGACUCGCGGCGGCGCCCCGACCAGCGCCUCAUGGAGGAGGGGCUGUGGGACGACGCCAACGCGGAAAAGCUGCGUCUCGAGGAGAAGCAGCGCGCCAAGCGCCGCGAGCUGGAGGCCGCAGCGGAGGCUGCGGCUGCGAGCGGAGCGCCCGCGCCGGAGCCCCCGAAGCCGGUGUGGUUCACGCGCGCCGCCGCGCCCGGUCACGCGCAUCUCCGCCAUCUCUACACGCACCGCUACUGGGACUGCAAGGCGCGCGGCGCCUGGACACAGUGCCCAGACAUAUACUAACACCCCCACACCCCCACACCCCCCCACCACCCUCCAUCUCAUGUGCUAAAUAAUGUAUUAUUCAAGAAUCCAUUAUAGUUUGUCUAAAUAAGAAUGAUUAGUUUGAUAAUUUACUAGAAAUGGGUUGUGUGAAAUCAGAAAUUAAUCUUUUUCGUUUACUACUCUCAUAGAAGUUGUAAUCGAUAGAUUUAUAGCUAUACCUUAUGGAGUAAAAAUUAAAAAAAGUUUGUUACUCAAAGUCAAAUUAAUAAUAAGAUAUACAGAACAAAUGAGAGUUUAUAAACAUUUAUUACUAAUACUGUCAUGUAUAUGGAAUUCGUAAAUCUUAUUGUCGUCGCAUCACUGUUAACAACUAGAACUGUUACUUAAUUUUUUUAAUAGGUGAAUAGCAAUUUUAGUUAUAUAUUUUUUAAUCGAAUAUCGAUAGUUCAUAAUUGCUAUGCGCCUAUGUUUCGUCACUACCCGUCUAUGAAGAACAGAAUUUAGCUUCAUAUAAAUUUAAUUUUAUACUUUAUGCGUGAUUUAUCAAACUAAACAAGCUUAAUUAGACAAACUAUACAUUAUUUCAUCACCAGCUCACUAUACGUUCCCACUGAGGGACUCAGUCUACCCUUUUUAGGGUGACAUUAUAAAACGAUACUCACAUUUAGCUAAAGUUAAAAAACAGUUCGACUUAUUACUGAGUGUCUGUAGUGAAAAUUGUAACAAAAUCGCAAAACAAUAUGAAAAACAUACUAUAUUUUGCAUUAAACAGUCGAGUGGGCUAAACGGCUCCCACAGUGACCGCUUAGUGACUCAAGCUACGGUUAGUGUACUAAAAUCGCGCAGAAUUUUGGGUGUCUUUUUCCCAUUGAGUACGAUUGAGUUAAAACGAUCGGCCCAACGGGAAACAGAAUGUUAGUGCCUUAAGUAAUCGCGUUUACUCAAGAAAGGAUUGUUUUCUGCCAAAUGUCGAAAUAGAUUCCGCCAUUUAAUAAAACAUACCUACAAAUACAACACAUAAAUAUAUACAAUUUGUGUAUUCGCGUGUCUGUCUGUCCGCAGUCAUGUAUAUUUAGUCCGAUGUCAAUUUUAUAUUAUAAUUUUAUAAAAUAUUAAACUGAUAAGCUCCUUAAUUCUCUUUUGUACGAGUCUUGUGUAAAUGUUUUGUUUGUCAAUGUGUCUGCAAUCGUUUGUACAUACAAGAGUAAAUCAUGUAAAUAUUUCCUUUUGGUAUUCAUUCCACGAUAUUUUAUGAUGUAUUUUUCUCAUUAUUUAUUGUUAUAUUUUUUCUAAAUUUUUUUUAAUCGUCGUAUACGCUACAAUCCAAAUAAUACGCUAGAAACUCAUGUAACAAUAGCAAUGAAUCCAUUAUUUAUUCUCAGACAUGUAUAACAGAUGUAUUUUAACUAAUUUGUGAUGUGUGCUGACCAAGAUAAAAAUUUUAUACUUUAAUUUAAGAAAUUAUUGUUUUUUUACGAGAAGUAUUUGUGGCUGAAUUCGGCCUAACUCAUGGAAAUAGACUAAAAAAUGAAAAGGUCAAAUUUGUAUUUAAUCUAGCUAAUAA
Molecule: messenger RNA, 3968 nt
Organism: Papilio polytes (common Mormon)
Lineage: Eukaryota; Metazoa; Arthropoda; Insecta; Lepidoptera; Papilionidae
Gene: Osbp
Product: oxysterol-binding protein 1
Exons: 15
Coding region: 80-2422 (780 amino acids)
Cellular component (GO): membrane; cytosol; intracellular membrane-bounded organelle
Molecular function (GO): sterol binding
Source: RefSeq, a predicted model, not a curated record